GAAAUGAUCAAGUUGAAUGGAACGACUGAGAACCAGGUGACUGAAUUCCUUCUCAUUGGCAUCACAGACCGCCCUGAGCUACAGGGCCCCCUUUUCAUUGUAUUUUUCCUCAACUACGUGGCCAUAGCUCUGGGGAACUUGGGCCUCAUUAUCCUAACCAGCGUUGAUUCCCACCUCCAAACUCCCAUGUACUUUUUUCUCAGGCACCUGACAUGUUUUGAUCUUGGCUAUUCUACAGCAAUUGGUCCAAAAAUGCUGGUCAGUUUCAUAGGGGAGAAAAAUACAAUUUCUUACAAGGGGUGUGUGAUACAAAUAUUUUUCAUUGGGAUACUUAUAACCUGUGAAUUUUUUAUCCUGUCAGCCAUGGCCUAUGACCGCUAUGUGGCUAUCUGUAAGCCCCUCCUGUAUACGGUCAUCAUGUCAGACAGGGUAUGUUGGGUCUUGCUAGCUAUCUCAUACCUCCAUAGCAUUAUGGUUUCCCUCCUCAUAACAAUAAAGAUUUUUAACUUGUCAUUCUGUGAAUCUAAUAUAAUCCGGCAUUUUUACUGUGACAGUCUCCCUUUAUUGUCCAUUAUAUGUUCAGACACAAAUGAGACUGAACUCAUCAGUAUGAUUCUUUCUGCAUUUAAUUUGAUUUCUUCUCUCUUGAUUAUCCUUGCCUCCUAUAUGAUUAUUCUUGUGACCAUCCUCAGGAUUAACUCUGCUGAAAGUAGGCAGAAAGCCUUCUCCACCUGUGGCUCCCAUCUCACGGUAGUAACUGUGUUUUAUGGAACACUUCUCUUCACGUACCUGCAACCCCAAUCAAGCCACUCUUUGGACACAGACAAAAUAGCCUCUGUGUUUUACACUCUGGUAAUGCCCAUGCUCAACCCUUUGAUCUAUAGCUUGAGGAACAAAGAGGUGAAAGGAGCCUUGAAAAGACUCUUUAAACAAUUGAUGUAA
Messenger RNA from Phascolarctos cinereus (koala), 942 nucleotides. Its product is annotated as olfactory receptor 8K3-like. Gene Ontology annotation, biological process: G protein-coupled receptor signaling pathway. Gene Ontology annotation, cellular component: membrane. NCBI's taxonomy places the organism in Eukaryota, Metazoa, Chordata, Mammalia, Diprotodontia, Phascolarctidae. Gene Ontology annotation, molecular function: olfactory receptor activity; G protein-coupled receptor activity. The record is from RefSeq and is a predicted model, not a curated record.